AUGCAUGAUGAGCCGGCGCCGUUGCUCGCGAUUCUGGCCAAGCACAAGAGAAUCCGACACGUAUCCUUUCUUGAGGGGUUUCGUGGCGCAAGUAGCGACCACAGCAAGUCCGCCCGUCUUUUUGCGCAAACCUGCACCUCGCCAUUUGCAGCUGCGCUUCUCGGGUCCAUACACCUCUUCGUCACAGCGGCGUUUUCCGCGCCUCUCCGACGUGCGGCCUGGCUUCGUGACCUGGAUACUGGCGCCCAUCAUGACGUGCCAGCCUUGAGAGGUACUUUCCCCGUGAAACACAUAUUCGUUUGUCAACAGUUUUUCCCCGUGGAACAUGUUGAGAAAGUAGACCCCGAGACUGCGGUGUGGCCUGGCUGGAAGACAGGAUCAAGGGAAGUGGAAGAGGAAAAGGUCGACGAACCGGCCGCAGGCGACGCCACGUACCGCCCCUGCCAUUACUUCCUUGGUGACGCACUGCUCAACCCAGGGCGGUUCGUCCCUGGAUUCCUCCAGUUCUGCAAGUCGGUUCUCGAAGACAGGUACCUCGUCAGCUUCGCUUCGACCCCGUCCACGGCGGCCUCGCCAAGCUCGGCAUGGGAGACGGGUCCCAUCGGUCCGCUUCCCGGCGAGAUGCUGGCCAUUCCGGAAUAUUACAUCAACAUGCCGAAUACCCAGCAGGCCCAAGAAGAGGAUGGCGAUCCAACAUCCGACGUGCAGUGUUGGCCCCUGCUGGCAAACCCCGAUUACGUCGACUGA
This is a messenger RNA of Colletotrichum graminicola M1.001, 747 nucleotides long. RefSeq lists its product as uncharacterized. The record is from RefSeq and is a predicted model, not a curated record. The transcript has a single exon. The coding region runs from base 1 to 747 and encodes 248 amino acids. NCBI's taxonomy places the organism in Eukaryota, Fungi, Ascomycota, Sordariomycetes, Glomerellales, Glomerellaceae.